AUUUAUUUUGCAGAUUAUGAAGAGCAAAUCUCAACACAAGCCAUGAUGUUCAAUGACACAACCUCUAACCCUGACCUAAUUAUGGUCGCACUCAGAGGCACAGAGCCAUUCGAUGCGGAUAAAUGGCAGACAGAUGUCGACUUCUCAUGGUUUGACCUUCAUGAUGUGGGUAAGAUACACGGUGGCUUUAUGAAAGCUCUAGGCCUACAAAAGAAAACAGGCGGGCCCAAAGAGAUAGAUAUGGGCCUGGGCCAACCAUCAUUUGCAUACUACACAAUUAGACAAAAGCUCAAAGACAUAUUAAUGGACAAGAAGUAUGAGAAAACAAAGUUUAUAGUGACCGGACAUAGUUUGGGAGGGGCAUUAGCAAUUCUGUUUGUGGCAGUGCUAGUGUUACAUGAGGAGGCAUGGUUGUUGGAGAGGUUGGAUGGGGUGUACACUUUUGGGCAGCCUAGGGUUGGGGAUGAACAAUUUGGAGAGUUCAUGAAGGAGAAAUUGAGGGUUUAUAAUGUGAAAUAUUUGAGGUAUGUUUAUUGCAAUGAUAUGGUGCCUAUAUUACCAUAUGACAACAACAUUUUCUUGUAUAAGCACUUUGGGCCUUGUCUAUACUUCACCAGCUGCUAUAAAGGCAAGGUUAUAGAGGAGGAGCCAAACAAGAACUACUUCUCACUGUUGUGGGCAAUACCCAUGUUCUUGAAUGCAGUGAUGGAGAUUAUUAGGGGUUUCAUUAUCCCAUACGUAAAGGGAACAGUCUAUAAAGAAGGCUGGCUUUUGAGGUUGCUUAGGCUAAUCGGGUUUGCGAUUCCUGGAUUUUCUGCUCAGUUUCCUCAAGAUUAUGUCAAUUCCACUCGAUUGGGAUAUGUCCAAGAACUAGAACCUGAACUGGAUUGUAAAGAUGACUAGUUGCAACAUCCUGAUCUGUCCAUUUGUAUUGCAUCAAAUAUCUAAUAAUUUCAUUCUAAAUUGUUUGUUCCAAUAAUCUACACAC
Camellia sinensis is the source of this 988-nucleotide messenger RNA. The record is from RefSeq and is a predicted model, not a curated record. Lineage: Eukaryota; Viridiplantae; Streptophyta; Magnoliopsida; Ericales; Theaceae.